Molecule: messenger RNA, 2565 nt
Organism: Malurus melanocephalus (red-backed fairy wren)
Lineage: Eukaryota; Metazoa; Chordata; Aves; Passeriformes; Maluridae
Gene: CYGB
Product: cytoglobin
Exons: 2
Biological process (GO): oxygen transport
Molecular function (GO): oxygen binding; heme binding; iron ion binding
Source: RefSeq, a predicted model, not a curated record
CUUUCUGGAAGGUUUUUUGUGAACUUCCCCUCGGCCAAGCAGUACUUCAGCCAGUUCAAGCACAUGGAGGACCCGCUGGAGAUGGAGAGGAGCUUGCAGCUGCGCAAACACGCUCGGAGGGUCAUGGGGGCCAUCAACACCGUGGUGGAGAACCUCAACGACUCCGAAAAGGUCUCCUCCAUCCUGGCCCUGGUGGGCAAGGCCCACGCCCUCAAGCACAAAGUGGAGCCAAUCUACUUUAAGAAACUCACCGGUGUGAUGCUGGAGGUCAUUGCUGAGGUGUGCCCCAACGACUUCACCCCCGAGGCGCACGGAGCCUGGACCAAGAUGAAAACCCUCAUCUACACCCAUGUGACAGCAGCCUACAAGGAGGUGGGCUGGGCUCAGUACCCCACCGCCACCCUGUGAGCACCCAGGGGGCCACCAGAGGGGCAGGGAGGGCUUUGCUCACCCCAGGACUUCACUCUGGUSUCUUCUCAAGAUCUUUGCUCAGUUUGGGGAGCCCGGUAGGGCYGGCUCUGUCAGCUGCCAAGUCACAAUUUGAUCUCCACGGGGUUUUAAAAACAAACUAAAUAAGCCAAAAAGCCACAGAACCAUGAAGGGUGUGGGUGGGUUGGGGUGAAGCAGUCGCAGGGGAYGCUGGAAGGGGAUGCAGAGGGCGAGGGGAGAGCGUUGGUUGUUGGCUCCAUCUUCCUGUCCUGGCCCGUCCAUCACCACCUCCCAAAGCCUGCACUCCCCUGCACCAUCUCAAAGCCCCUUGCACAGUGCUGCUGCCCUGUUCACUGACGAACAGCACAACCCUUGUUUCCCCUUCGGAGCCCCUGGGCAAACCUGGCUUUUGGGGGCACGUACAGAGACCCCCGGCUGGCACCGAGAACGCUUUGCUUUGCACUUUCUGUAUCACCUGGCAGGGCUGACAGCCAGAGUCACUCACCUGCCCUGUCCCCCACAGUCCCUGUCCUUGGCUGGCUGCUGCAAACCCUCCUGGGGUGGGAGAGAAGUGCUCCCACGGUGCGAGAGAGAAGGAAGGAGGGGAUGCCUUUGGGCUGCCUCCCCUCGUGGYUCAGAGCGUGGCGUGUAGGUGGGAUCCCUGUGCCGUUUGUAGGGAGCUGGGGAGUCCACCCACUGCCCCUCAGCUCCCUGAGGAUGGGCUCRGGUGGCACACUGCCCUGGGAGCUGRUGUGCRUAGGUCUGUCUGUCCAACUCUGCCCUCUCGCUGAGAAGGGGGCUCAGGCUGUGAUCAGGAGGGGGAAAAAAGGCAUGGACGCUAUCAGGAGGGAUUUCUGGGCGUGAGAAAAGGUCCCUUCUCUGUUAAAAUUAAUAAACACCUUGUAUAGAACAUAUUCCUGCCCUCUUGGUGAAACUGGGUUCCUCCAGAUAAAGUGCCUGGUAGAAAUCAGCCCACGCAGGAGCUGUGUCCUCCCUGGGGACAGCGGUGCUCCUGCCUGUGCCUGACAAAGGCUUCUCCCACACCCCCCAAAACGUGGCUGCAGGGUUCAAAGCACCCAUCCCUCCCUCCUGAACCUCCCUCCAGGUGAGCCUGCCUGGUCUGUGCCUCAGUUUCCCCUGCAAUUACAAAAAAGAGAGGAAGAGCAGCCUCGUUGCUUCCUGCCCUCAUGUGGUUGGAUUUAUGGGAUUUCUGGGAACUGAUUGGCAAAGCACUGAGGAUGAAAUGUCAGAUGUGCUGGGAAGCUUUGGAAUCCUUGCCACCCAAUAUUUCCCUAAAGGCCUCUGCUAUUUUUAGAGCUCUAGCAUUAAGGGCAAUGUUAUCUGUUGAAGUGGGAGGAGGGUUCCCUUCUGAGAUUUCCUCUGGCCUCGCUCCACUGCAGUCCUGGAGAGCUGGCAGCUUCCUGAGAGAGACCAGCUCCUCUCCUGGAUGCCAGCUGGACAGGCAACAAGCCCACGGUUCCAGCUGGGAUCCCCACGGCCAGCUUGGGGACAUCCCCCCACCAUGGGGACACUGCUGGAGGGGACAGCGGUCACUCUGCAGUGCUGACCACCCUCCUCCAGAGCAGACAGACAAACUGCUGCUUUGCUUACCUGUGCUUUCAGUCACCCCCAGGAGCAGGGUUUAGUCCUGCUUCUGGUGUUUUGCUUCCGUGCCAAGGAUCUGCUUUGACCCAAACCCCUGUCCCUGCUGAGGGGGUGACAGCCACCACCACAUUCCUGCUCCCACACAAAUUCCCAGUGGGUUUUUGCCCCCUUCCCGUUGUGACAGCAGGUUCCUGCUCAAGAUCUGAGGGGCAAUGCCCCUGACCUCAGUCCUGCCCGUUCCUUGGUGCCGAGAUGUUGGCACAGCCCUCGGCUGGGAAGUGACCCCAGGACUGCAGCUCAAAGCAGCAGGGCAGGAGUGUCUGGGUGAGCACACCCCUCCUUGGAGRGCUCUGUCAGAGGAGCCACGAGUGCCAUCACCCCUGCGCUGGCUCUGGGCAAAGCAGAUUUGGAGAGGGCUCUAAACCUAUUGACUGCAUUUCCCAGCACUCCCUCACCUUCCUGGAGAGCCCCAGAGGGAGGGUUAAUCCCAAAAUAGCCCCAGAGGGAGGGUUAACCCCAAAAUAGCCCCAG